AUUUCUCUUCAAUUAGUUCCAUUUAAAAUGUUCAUGGUGUUUUACCGUUAGUGUUUUUUCUCGGCGACCAUGUAUCGGACGCUGUGGCUAAUAAUUUUGGCCACAGUUUGUGAAGCAUUCUACGAUGAAUUCAAUAUGUAUAACUGGGACAAUGAAAGGAUGGAUGAUGAUAGGCGUUCGGGCUUACAUGUACAUUUCAAGAACGAGAGCUUUAAAGAUAGUCUAAGAAGUUUUGCAGACACAUAUCGGCGCCGAAUAGAGAGUGAGAAAGAUAUAUACAUGAGAAAAACUUUCAAGAAAGUUAAACAAAGAAUACUAUCACUUCAAGUGUUUAGAUUCCUAAGUCACUCAGAAGACUUCGAUUCAGCCAGAGCCUUACGACUGCCUUUCCCAGAAGGGUCAAAGUACUGUAUGAUGGGCAGACAAACAAGGACAACCUGCAACUACUGCGCAUGCGUCGCGGGACAACUCUACAUGUGCACUGGAGUGAUCUGUGCCUCGCCUCCUAAAAAGAGAGAUAGAAAAGUUAAAAGAGCGCAGUUGAGAGCAGUGUCCACACAAUCGGGAUGCGUUAAUGGUACAUCGUACAUGGAUGCGGAAGGAUGCAACCACUGCUACUGCAUCAAUAAUCAAGAGUACUGUUCUUUGAAAGACUGCGAGGAAAAUGAAAAUCUGAAUCGAAACACAAAUACGCAAUGUGUUAACGGCACGUCGUACAUGGAUGACGAGGGAUGCAACCACUGCCGCUGCAUCGACAAUAUAGAAUAUUGCACUAUGAGAGACUGCUCAGACCAAACCGGUGUUUGCAUAUCAGGGACAGUGAAAGAAGGCGAGUGUGGCGAAUGUUACUGCGUCAAGGAAACAUGGAUUUGCUCUCCCUGUGAGCAUAAAAAAAAGAAAUAUAACCGGCUCCCAAACAAAAUGAAUAAAAAUAAGUUAAGAGCCAAAUACCCGGAAUGCAACGACCGUGUGCCGGGCGAGUGGUUCAAAGAUGCAGAUGGGUGCAACAAAUGCGUCUGUGUGCAUGGUGAGAUGAUGUGCACUAAGAUGAAGUGUGUAAAAACAGCAAGAUAUGAAAACCACCGAUCAAGGCAAAAUUGCAAAUCUGGAACUACCAAAGAGGUCGCGUGUGGAACAUGUUUCUGCGUCUCCGGACAGUGGAUCUGUCCUAUCUGUGAAAGCCGGGAUACACCUUUAGUAAAUCGCAGUUUGACUAGAAGGAGUCACGACAGACUGUGUAUAGAAGGAGAGAGAUAUAAAACGGAUCCUUGUAAUUACUGUAUAUGUGUCGAUGGGCACGAUAUAUGCACAAAUACAGAUUGUGCAGCCAUUCAAUUGGAUGGCGUUGUUUGCAAUCCCUAUAAAGACAUUAAUCCAAAAAAGGUAGACUGCAACGUUUGCACCUGCAGUAAAGCAACAAAUGUUCUACCAUCCAGAUGGCUUUGGUUUUGCACGAAACGUGAUUGUGAUUCUUACGAAAAAAAUACGAAAAUGCGAAAACCAAACAUAAUGUCGACACCGUGCAAGGAAGGCAAUACCCGUCAAAUAGACAACUGCAACCACUGUACAUGCGAAUAUGGACUCUAUGUUUGUACUAACGAAAUAUGUGAAACAGAAACUACUACUCCAGAUUUUUCAGAUUAUGUUCGACGAAGAAGAAGGAACUGUGAAGCUCGAGAGAGGAAGUAUGUAAAAUGUAACCGAUGUAUAUGCAUGGGUGGACAAUGGUAUUGUACCAAUUAUAAGUGUGCGAAAUCACCAAACAAACUAAAUAACGACGACAUUGAUGAGGAUUUCGAUGACUCCAUGCCCCUCGAGGAAAUUACUGAGCAAGACAAUGAUUCUGAUUUUGUAAUGGACGACGAUAUAUUUUAUAGUGAUUUAUUAAGUAAACCUACACCCCGUCCUCGUAAACGUCGUACUACUACUAAGCGUCGUCGUCCUCCUAUCCACGUUCACCGUGAUUAUACUAAAAAACGUCGUCCUACUAAACCACGUCGCGUUAAACACAGAUAUCGCUAUAGUGAUGAGUAUCUGCCUCAAGCGUACGCUGGUGAGGCGCUACGAACGGAUGGUACAUACCAAAUUAUUGAGGAGGAGGGUAAAAAAUGUGAUGUUGGUGAGAGGUUUAGAUUGGGCGCCUGCAAUUAUUGCUACUGCAAUGAACAUCGCGUCCGAAUAUGUACCAAACACGCCUGCACUUACGAUUCCGAUGUUGAUGCAACAGACUAUCAACCCAAGGAUUACGUAAACAAGCGAUGCCACAUAGGAGAACGAUUCAGGCUAGACAAAUGCAACUAUUGCUACUGCGACGCUCAUCGUAAACUCGUAUGUUCAAAGCAUAGAUGCAGUGGCGCUGGACGUAGUCGUUCCUCUUUGCGUUCACCAUUUGACGAGAACUGUGAAGCAGGACAUGUUCUGGUGGACAGCUGCAUUGUCUGCACCUGUACUGCAAACGGGACAUACGUGUGCGCCGCGGAAGAUAAUGAUGAAUGCGAGCCUCCUGAUAUAACGCAAAGAAUAAAUGUAAAUGAACACUGUGUAGACGGCAGCAAACGACAAAUAGACGCUUGCAACUAUUGCACUUGUAAAGAUGGAGUCGAAUUUUGCAGUCAAAAGCCUUGCUGGAAUAAUAAACCAACUCCCUACAUAUUCCCGGAGCCGGAAUGCGACGAAGACACACCUAUACCCAGCCCUGAUCCCUGCAACACAUGCGUCUGCAUAGAUUCCGACAUACUCUGCACUCGUAAACCCUGCAAACACCACAAUAUAACAUCAGAUUACACAAUAAUAGAUAAACAAAAUUGUGUUAACGGAGAAGUAACUUCAUUGACGGGUGCUUGCAACGUCUGUGUCUGCAUCAAUGGGAAUAUUAUUUGCACUAAAAAACAAUGUUUGGAAGUACUUGAAAGUGGUAUAACAAAAAUCGAAAUGAUCCGAACAUUGCUACGAGCAGGUGAUAUUAAUUCCCAAAUGGCACUGCCGGCGCCAGGGUCCGGCUGCAUCAGAGGCACGAUUUACCAACCUGAAGAUGAGGACCCUGCUUGUGGUAACGUGUGUAUAUGUGAUGGAAACGAAUUGUUUUGUACACGCCGAAAAUGUGACAAAGAAGCAGAUUCUUUAUCACAGUUGAUGCAACGAAGCGGUUGUCUUACCGGGGAGCAGAUCCCCUCCAGUUCCCCUUGCCUCGUCUGCGUGUGUAUGAGGGGCACACCAACUUGUAAAUAUGUAAAAUGCGUUGAGAACAUGGAUUUGGAAAGUGAGGAUGACGACAGUCAAGAUGAGUUUAAUCAACUCAUUCAAGGAUACUUAAGCCCGAGUAGCAAAAGACAAAAAUUGCCGCCGAACAGUACAUUCUGCGAGCCUUUUACGUUCUACAGUCCUGAGGGCAAUAGGUUCUGUAGGAACUGUUUCUGCUUACACGACGGAUUCUCUUUAUGUUUAUUGAACUUGUGCAAGUAUACUAAAGAUGUACCACCGGAGCCCGUCCGUAAGUUUUCCUUUUCUUGAGAGUGUCCCAUUUCUUAUUUAGGAUUUAUAUUAUUA
Messenger RNA from Spodoptera frugiperda (fall armyworm), 3546 nucleotides. RefSeq names its product kielin/chordin-like protein. The record is from RefSeq and is a predicted model, not a curated record. NCBI's taxonomy places the organism in Eukaryota, Metazoa, Arthropoda, Insecta, Lepidoptera, Noctuidae. The coding region runs from base 70 to 3510 and encodes 1146 amino acids. The transcript has 33 exons.